Messenger RNA from Staurois parvus, 402 nucleotides. NCBI's taxonomy places the organism in Eukaryota, Metazoa, Chordata, Amphibia, Anura, Ranidae. The record is from the annotation of a GenBank genome assembly.
UGUGCCACUUUCCAGGUCUCCUCACACUGCUGGUGGGAUCCAUUUUGUCAUAGGGUGCUGGCAGAUUACGGGCCUCCCAUUGCUGCUGCCAGGCCCGUAAUCUGCCAUGGGCCCCCGUACCGCCUCCUCAUGCUGCUGCCAGGUCCAGAGUGUCUCAUGGGUCCCUGUACGGCCUCCCAUUGCUGCUGUCUCCAUCGCCACACUCUGCCAUGUGCCACUUUCAGGUCUCCUCACACUGCUGGUGGGUUCCAUUUUGUCAUAGGGUGCUGUAUGGCCUCCCAUUGCUGCUGCCUCCACCGCCACACUGUGGCUCCACACUCUGGUUUUGGCCCCGUGACUGCCCAAAUGAGUGAAGUGUGCGAUGAUUCUAAGAUCAACGGCACUCAUCUGCAUGUCAUACUG